Messenger RNA from Cydia splendana, 2176 nucleotides. Its product is annotated as gastrula zinc finger protein XlCGF57.1-like. Gene Ontology annotation, biological process: regulation of transcription by RNA polymerase II. The transcript has 2 exons. The record is from RefSeq and is a predicted model, not a curated record. The coding region runs from base 1 to 1449 and encodes 482 amino acids. Lineage: Eukaryota; Metazoa; Arthropoda; Insecta; Lepidoptera; Tortricidae. Gene Ontology annotation, molecular function: RNA polymerase II cis-regulatory region sequence-specific DNA binding; DNA-binding transcription factor activity, RNA polymerase II-specific.
AUGUCGCUCGAAGAUGUCCGAGUAAAGGAAGAGGAAAUAACUGUUAAGAAGGAGCCAGAUUGGGACGCCCAAAUACUUAGGGACUGCAAAAAGGAGUCCCCGCUCGAAGAGGAGAGUGUGAGAGCGUUCGAUGAACUAUAUGCUGACCAUCUGGUGAAAAAUGAGCUCGUGCUCGGUCCUGAGUUGUUCCAACGGUCUGACAGUGCCUAUGCAGCCCAAAAUGCCCUUGACCCAUCUCUGAUGAAAACUUGCAAGCAGGAGCCAGGCUUGGAGUCUCAAUGCAACCAGAUGCAACCACAACCACAGCUGCGAGACUGUUUCAUAAGACUUGAGCGAAUCCCAACCUCAAAAAUUAAACUCGCCAGACCAAAGUAUAGAAAACAUGACAGUAAAUCAGGAAUAAAAUGCAACCGAAAUACACCUGCAAUUAGUAAGGCUUAUAAUUGCAAUACUUGUGGUGUAACAUUCUCAGUGAAAAGGUUAUUUAACAAACACUUGCGACAACACUUACAGCCUUAUAAGUGCAAAGUAUGUAAUAUGACAUUUACGGAUGAAACGCAUUUAAGAAGGCAUUCAUUGUUUCAUAUUGUUGACAAGAAAAGCAAAACUUGCAGUAAUUGUAAUGAACAAUUUGCAUCAAGAUCAGCGUUGAUCAAACAUAUUCGGAAACAUUUGGAAGAAACAACUUGCCAAAUAUGUAACAAGAAGUUUUCAAGCACAUAUUCUCUGGAUGUACAUAAGCUUAUACACACCGGUGAGAUACCAUACACCUGUGAUAUAUGUGGACAGGGUUUCACAUACAAAUCUUCCUUGGUUGCUCACAUACAACUGCAUGAUGGAUCACAAGAAAAAAAAAUCGCAUGUGAUGUAUGUAAUAAACGGUUUCCUUGUGAGGCACCUCUACUUGCUCAUAAAAGGUCUCAUACUGGAGAAAAACCAUUCUCCUGUGAAAUAUGUGGAAGAAAGUUCAGUGCUACAAACAAUUUAAAGAAGCACAAACUUACUCAUACUAAUAUGAUGGAGCGACGUUUUUCGUGUGAUUUAUGUAAAAAAAAGUUCAUCCGUAGAGAUAAUCUAAUCAACCACAAACGGAUUCACACAGGAGAGAAACCUUUUGCUUGCGAAAUAUGUGAAAAGAAUUUCAGAUACAAGGAAAGUCUAAUGUACCACUUAAGAACGCAUUCUUCUGAAAAUCCAAAGCCUCACAGCUGCGAAAUAUGUGGAGACAAGUUUAGAAUCAAAUCACAUUUAACAAGACAUCAGCUGAUUCAUAGUGGAGAAAAACCAUUUCAUUGUGAAAUAUGUACAACACCCUUUAGACACAAAUCAACUUUAACCGGUCAUAUGAGAACACACACUGGUGAGAAGCCAUACAAAUGCGCAGUGUGCGCACAACGGUUCACAUCAAGUGGUAAUUAUAACAAGCAUAAGCGAGAUGCACAUAAGUAACAUAAAGUUUGUUUUAUAGGAUGUAUAAUGCGCAUAAGCGAGGUGUACUUAAAUAAAAGACACGACGACGACGACCUUAAGAUUUGAAAUUUAAAAAAUAAGAGAGUGUUUUAGACACAAGCGGCGCGACAGUAUGAGUUGGGUCAUCUCGCCCGCAAGUUAAACUACCCGUCUAUUCAUUCCAUGAUUGUAUUUUUAGGGUUCCGUAUCUCAAAAGGAAAUAACGGAACCCUUAUAGGAUCACUCGUGCGUCUGUCUGUCUGUCCGUCUGUCACAGGCUAAUUUCUCGGAAACUACUGGACCAAUCAAGUUGGAAGUUGGUAAAUUAGUGACCCAAAGAUGGACAUGUUUUUUUUUUAAUUUUUAAAUACAUAUUUUUGAAGUUAUUUGAGAAAAUAGCCAAAAAAUGACCAUCCCCCCCCCCCCCCCCUUUAUCUCUGAAACUACUGGGUCUAAAAUUUUGAAAAUAAUACACAAAAUAGUUCUGUACCUAUAAAUGACAGGAAAACCUAUUACAAAUGUUCAGUCAAGCGUGAGUCGGACUUAUGUACGGAACCCUAGAAACGCGAGCCCGACCCGCACCUGGCCGGUUUUUUGUUAAAUAUAUCAAUCAUGUUACAUUAUGCUCCCCUGCAUGUGUUUAUUAUGUACCAAGAAAACUAUUAAUUUUUUUUUACUUGUUUGAAUGUAGUCGUAGUAUUGGGUGCUAACUUAAUGUAAUAGUAAA